GAUAAAGGUGCGCACUAAUAAGGGUAGGAAAUAUAUGGCGUCCAAAGAGAAGGCAGUUAGGCGCGGCUCCAGCCCUGCACGAGCGAUGCAGGGGCAGAAGAAGUCUGGAUCCUCCAAGCAGCAGCAGAUGCAGACCGUGGUGGCCGUGUUCCCGGACAAUACGAAAGGGAACAGAGCCUUCGCGGCGCUGGAAGCCGCUGCGGGCCAGCUAAUGCAGACGGAGCUACAACGGAUCCCUUUCGAGAAGCUGGACUACGGAGAGACGGCGACGCUGGACAAGUUCUACGCGGCCAACGUUGCCGUCGUUGACGUGACGGAGCGACACAUGCAGGCGGCACUGUUCUACCAGCUGGGACUCCGAGAGAAUUUCGACAUGAAGAACAACGUGGUGACGGUUUUGGAGAGCCAGUCUACGUUCAGCGAGCCUGCACUGGGCGGUGGGAACGGUCCUGCUGCAAUGGCAAGGCUAGCAGGAACCUCGUACAUCACAUACUCAGUCGACUCUGAAGGCCACACUCUCUCCAGAGAAGGCGGUUCACCGUUGAACCAGGCCGUCCCUCUCUACAAGACCUUCAAACACAUCCUCCAAGACAUGCACACUGCGUACAGGAAGAACCACAAAGAGAUGUUCUACAAACACCUGAGGAAAGUCCGGGAGAUGAAGGAGGGGGCGGAGCUAAAGGCGGAGCUUCACAAGCUGACUAUGUGGAUCGACGAAGACCCUAAACUCUUCACUGGAGACAUAAUCUACAGCGUUCUCCUCUCUUACAGAGAUAUUCAGGACUAUGACUCUAUGAUAUCAUUGGUAGACAAAAUCACUGGCCACCAGGAGGCGGAGAAACCAGCCGUACAAGUCCAGUGUGCGUUCGCUCUCAACCGUCGCAACAAAGAGGGAGAUCGUUCCAGAGCACUCGCCAUGCUAGAGAAGGUCCUGUCGGUGAAAGAGAACCACGUUCCGGACUACCUGUGUCUGUGUGGGAGGAUCCACAAGGACAGGUUUGUCGACUCGGAGCACAGCGACCAGGACGCCCUCCAGAAUGCCAUUCACUGGUACAGAGAAGGGUUCAAGGUUCAGCCGAACGAGUACGCCGGUAUCAACCUGGCCACCCUCCUCGUCAUCUCCGGACAGGAGUUCGAGACCUGUCAGGAACUGCACGACAUCGGGUCGACCCUGAACUACCUGAUUGGUAAGAAGGGCAGUCUUCAGUCCCAGUCUGACUACUGGAUUGUGGCCACGUUCUUCGAGGUCAGCAUCCUGGCUCGCGACUACACCAGGGCCUGCGAGGCCGCUCUCUGCAUGUUCAAGUUGAAGCCUCCUCUGUGGUACCUGAAGUCGACUGCAGGCAAUAUCCAGCUGAUAACACUGAUGAGAGAGAAGAGGCGCCAGAACAAAGGAGACACGACGACCAAGAGACCCGACACGACGAGUUUCUCGUUCUGGAUGGAGUUCUUCAUGGAGACCCAGAACACCGACAUGACCGGAGGAAUGUUCCCCGUGCUACUGAUGGAACCUGAUAUGAAGGAAAGGAAGGAAUUUAUCUACAUACCAAGUCACAUUGUCUUCCACCCAGCUAAUGAAACCACCCCUGGGGUAAUGAGGAAUCACUUUCACUUUCAAUACACUCCUCUGCACUUUCACUUUCAAUAUAAUGUACUCUCUAUUGACCAGUGUUUAUGUCGACAUUGCAGAAGAUUCAGAUCUGGCACACUGAUCCGAAGUCCGCACAGGGAGAGAUCCACGAGUGGGCGUAUGAGCUGUCAUGUGUCAGAAACAUCAGUAUAAACAAGAGAGACAGCAGAGGAGCGUUUCUAUACGUCGUCUCAAAAUUCAGCGACGAUUUCCACAUUUUUUUCUCUUCCGAGGCCCAAUGUGAACGGUUCUGUGAGUUGGUGACGUCAUCCCUCACUGCUGACUCCGCCCACCCUCACCCCCUCACCGAACUCCCCGACCAGGUCACAGAGUACGAGUACGAACUGGACGAGAAAACCGGGGAGCGUGUUGUGUUGGGGAGAGGAGCGUUUGGUACGGUGUAUUCCGCGGUCGACUCGGUCACCAAGAGAAAGAUGGCCGUGAAAGAGAUUAAGGAGAGCGAUUCCGGUCAGUUUCAGGCAUUGCAGGAAGAGAUUCAGCUCCACAGGCACCUGCAGCACAAGAACAUAGUGCAAUACUACGGGGCCAAGACCGAGGGAAAUGUGUUCAAGAUAUUCAUGGAGAACGUGCCCGGAGGCAGUCUUUCGAAGCUCCUGAGACAGAAGUGGGGGCCACUAAAAGACGACGAACCCACCAUAAUCCACUACACCCGGCAGAUCAUAGUGGGGAUCAAGUAUCUCCACGACCACCGCAUCGUCCACAGAGACAUAAAGGGAGACAACGUGCUCAUCAACACGUACACUGGAAUCCUGAAGAUUUCGGAUUUCGGGACCUCGAAGAGACUGGCUGGACUCCAGGACCAGACGAAAUCUUUUAAAGGUACGCUGCAGUUCAUGGCCCCGGAAGUGAUCCAGUCGGGACUGAGAGGCUACGGACCUCCCGCUGAUAUAUGGUCACUGGGUUGUACUGUGGUAGAAAUGGCGACCGGAAAACCACCGUUCUAUGAACUGGGCAAUCCUAUGGCAGCAUUAUUCGUGGUGGGUAACUUCAAACGUCAUCCGGAUGUCCCGGAGACCAUGUCUGCAGCUGCAAAAUGCUUCUGUGAAAAGUGUUUCCAUAAGGACCCAAAGUUGAGAAUCACAGCCGGCGAGCUGCUCUGGCACAAGUUCCUCAGGAAGACCGGCCUGACAAGCUAGACUCAGUUCGGCCAGCUAAGAGACCAUCCACCGAUGCUACCAGCGCCCUAGAUGCUAAACUUUCCAAGUCACUCACCCUAAAAAUUGGUCAACAGGGAAACCAGCAACUGACCUCAGAAGACUAAAUCCACUCCUGUCCACUCUCCGAACCAAACAAUGACUCUGAUGCGGAUAGCCGACACGCCGGGAUUGGAUUAUGUACUGGUGAGGGGGGAGAAGGGGGAGGAGAGAGAGGGACACCCCAAGCAGUUCAACCAAGUCAUGCUACAGGCUCAAACAGGAUGGUGCUGAUUGCGGUCCUGUCGACCAGAAGAAAAGAUAUGUGAGGAAGUUUUGACUAAUUGAAAGAAAGCCGCCCACCCGAGUUGACAAAGGGCAGCUGCUUGUUGUUAUUAGUGCCCUCGCUCUCCUUCGCCAGAAGUGACAGUGACACCGGCCUCGAAGAUAUUCUAGGUUCAUUGAGAGGGAUUGUUUCCAUGACCACCACUUGAGGGACGACGUGGAGCUGAGCUGCAAGACAUUGAUCCGCUGUUGUGCGCUGUUACAAUGUCAACAAAGACACUUGACAUGCGACCUCACUCCAUGUUUUUUGCCAUUGUGAGAUGUACUGUGGAGUUUCGUCAAUCCUGGUCAUUGUCUCCCUGUAAUCGGUGUAUAGAUUAUUUUGGAAAGAUUCCAUCAAACUCUCGAUAAAUCUCCGUCCCAUACCUCGCUAACCGUGCUACACCCUUUACCAUGCCCCCUCCAGCGUGGACGCAAGAACGUACAGAGUCAGCUGCUAACUGCUAUCGAAGAAACCUCCAGUUGCUGAGGCGUGAAUGAGUUAAUUGCGAACGUAUGUUUGGAGGUCAAAGUUCAAAUGCCGAGGCCGCUGCGAGAAGAGGGACUUUUCAGACGGACUGUUCAGUGGAGGCGUGGGAUCUGGGUUUGCACGGGGGGCGACAGCAAUCUGGUGGCCUGGUUUGGAAUAUAUACAUCUUGAUCACGCCUCCAUUCAUAGAUUUGUUUUUGCCGAGCAACUGACACUGAUUGAUGUAGGAUCACAUGACCAGUGGAUGAAUGGUCGUUGACUUUAUCUCAAUAUUGGACCCAGGUUCGGGUAUGGUUGCUAUCAGUGAGUACAGUCCUUUCCAAACUAAACACAUAGUUUUUUGAUAUAUACUUUUUCACUUCAUCUUUCUAAUUUCUUACUCCAUCCCGUGACAAAAGCCUAUGUACUUCUCUUGCAUAUACACCUUUCACUUAGUGGCUUCCUUCUUUUUUUUCACCUUUCAACAUCACUCCUGUUUAACAUCACUGUCCUAUCUUGUAGUGUAUCGUUGCACAGCUCCCAAUAUUUUCACACGUUAUGCGAUUCCCAUGCUUUUUUAUUUUAUUUUAUAUUCCACAUAAUAGUUUGCAUUACAUGUUGACAAAAGAUCAUCAGCUUUAAUUUAUAUAG
Geodia barretti is the source of this 4228-nucleotide messenger RNA. Lineage: Eukaryota; Metazoa; Porifera; Demospongiae; Tetractinellida; Geodiidae. The record is from the annotation of a GenBank genome assembly.